AGUAUUCGUUCAUUGUCGGGUUGUUCUCGUUCGUUCCGUUCAGUCGAGUCGUGCCGUUCAUACAGUGACGUUCGCGUGUUAUGUGUUCUUGUGUCCCCAACUCCAACGACAUCCACUGGAUUUCCAUGGUGAUUCGAUCAUCGGUUAAAAGGCUUGAACUGACAGCCACCGGUUACCAGUACCUUGGAGAGCCUUGGCUGCCAUUGAUGGAGUUUCACCUGGAUAGUGCCGAGUAUUGCCAGGCUCAGCACAAAUAAACAGUCUAGUGAGUGAAGAGUGAGCCCAGACGAGGACGAGAGGCCACAUUCUAGCACCGACCGUCAUCUGGUGAGCGACCCGGGAAGAAAAUUCUGCCCUUGGAGGCCGUGUGAAUGGGGUGAAGAGUGAGAAGAGACAAGGGAGUGUUUUAUUUCCGGCUCAUCAACUUGAUGGCAUUCGGUGCGACUUGGUAAACAUUACCUAGGCGAUAUAAUUUUUCUCUCUAGCCGUGGACGAACUGCGUCUCUCUGUGUUCAUGUACGUUCUCAGUGUGAAUGUGAAUCCGAGCUGUGUAUUUAUUUUGCCGAGUUUGUGUUUUGUAUCCGUAGAUUUUGUACGGUAGAUCUGAAUUGAAAGUAUAUUUUUCAAGUGAAACCUUACAUCACACAAAAGCGUAUACGAGUUUUUAUUGUGCGGAAUGAGUAUAGUCAUCGAAAACAUGAGGCAGAAAGAUAUCCGACCUCCUCCCUGUGAGAUAGAGUACAAGAACAUGAAGUUCCUCAUCACGGACAGGCCAACGGAUCAGACCAUCCAGAACUACAUCCAGGAACUGAAGAAGCACAAAGUACGAGACGUAGUGAGGGUUUGUGAGCCGACCUACAAAGUUGAAGAGCUCAAGACUGUAGGCAUCAACGUGACAGACUUAGCUUAUGAUGAUGGUACUUCCCCACCUUCUGAGGUGGUGGACGAGUGGUUUGAGCUGCUCAAGAAGAGGUUCAGAGAAGACCCGGAGGCCUGUGUUGCAGUUCACUGUGUCGCUGGUCUCGGACGAGCACCAGUGUUGGUAGCACUGGCCCUCAUCGAAUUAGGGAUGAAGUAUGAAGAUGCUGUCGAACUUAUUAGACAGAAACGUAGAGGAGCAAUUAAUGCCAAGCAGUUGGCAUUCCUGGAGAAAUACAGGCCAAAGUCUCGGCUCAAGAUGAAGAACGGCCACAAGAACUCCUGUUGUCUGCAGUAAACUCCUGCGUUCUGUUUUAUAGUUUAACUCGAAUUACAAUAUUCUGCAAGUUUACAGUGUUAACAACUAAUAUCUUAGUGACACCUCGGUUUGUAUGUUCAGUCUUUCAUUCGUUUCAUCAUUAAGCUGUACACGCGUAUUCGUACAAAAGUAUUUUGUGUUAUAGUAUUUAAAGCGAUAUUUUCCAGUUAUGGUGGACGAUUACCAUUGUUAGACGUUGGCAGUGGUCAGCUGCAUUUAGUUUACCGUCAUGUUAGUUUACACUUAGCGUAACCCCGCUUCACGUAAUAGUUGUUGUCACGUUAAACUGUUACAGUCUGUCUAUCACCAUUGUAAAUCGCCUUACUAUUUAUUUUCCAGACUCUAUUUUCAGACGUAUUUUCCUCAACACUGCCAAGACCGUCGAGUGGAUGGUAUGAACGGUGGCACGAAUCAUGAAACGUUACUGGAAAGAUUCCCUUCUGUACUGUCGAGUUAGCUCGCCAAUCGUAGUUCGCUUUAAUUAUGAUUUAUCGUUUAGUCCGAGAUAGUACUCUAGAUUUAUAUAUUGUUAAGAGCGUUUUGAAAUUUUAAUUGUAUUCUGUUGAGUUAACAUUGCGAGGAUUUCGUUAAGAUAGGCUGUAGUGUUGAUUGUAUUGACGCAAUAUUGUGUUGGUCUGUCCAUACCCACCACUGGAGCCUGAAAAGCUAAUUUUUCUAAGAUAAGUCCAAUAAGUAAAAUUGGGAUUCAGUAAUUUUAUUUUUGUAAUCACAUUGUUUCCAACAACAAUUUUUCUCACAUUGUAAAAACCCAUUUAAAUCCAUUAUUUAACUUAAUUCAACCUUCUGUGAGGAUGCUUGUAAAAUGUGUGAUGUAUGCAUGAAUGAUCCAACAAUUUAGAAAACCAAAUACUACACUGGAAUUAUAAAUGUAAAAAAAAAUAAUUCAAUAAAAAAGGUAAAACACCA
This is a messenger RNA of Macrosteles quadrilineatus (aster leafhopper), 2164 nucleotides long. It is a transcript of the gene PRL-1, whose product is annotated as PRL-1 phosphatase. The coding region runs from base 677 to 1216 and encodes 179 amino acids. The record is from RefSeq and is a predicted model, not a curated record. Lineage: Eukaryota; Metazoa; Arthropoda; Insecta; Hemiptera; Cicadellidae. Gene Ontology annotation, molecular function: phosphatase activity. Gene Ontology annotation, biological process: protein dephosphorylation. The transcript has 5 exons. Gene Ontology annotation, cellular component: nucleus.